CUUGUAAGUUUCGCCUGGCGAACCCGUGCCGAGCCGUUCCCUUGGCGACCCCGGGAGGGUGGUGGUGAUGGGUGGAGGGAGAAACGGAAGCGGAAAGGAGCGGGGAGCGGAAGCGUGUAUUCGGAGACUGAAUUGAGGGAACAGCGACAAGCCAUAAACAUGUCAAAGGCUGAACUGGUUGAGAAGGCAAAGUUUGCUGAGCAGGCGGAGCGCUACGAUGACAUGGCGGCCGCGAUGAAGGCCGUCGCUGAGAAGGGUGACGAGCUCUCGAACGAGGAGCGGAACCUGCUCUCUGUCGCUUACAAGAACGUGGUUGGGACCCGUCGUUCGUCCUGGCGAGUCAUCUCUAGCAUCGAGCAGAAGAAUGAUAAUGAAAAUAAGAUACAGAUGGUACAAUCUUACCGAGAGAAGAUUGAGAAGGAGCUUCAGGAUAUCUGCAAUGAUGUUCUGAGACUGCUGGACGAGUACCUUAUCGCCAAUGCAACUUCUUCUGAGAGCAAGGUCUUCUAUCUGAAGAUGAAAGGAGAUUACUACAGAUACCUCUCCGAAGUUGCAAAUGAGGCAAAGAAAACGACUACCGUGGAGUGCGCACAAAAGGCCUACGAUGAGGCAUUUCAAAUCAGCGAGGCUGACAUGCAACCAACUCAUCCCAUCCGCCUUGGUCUGGCCCUCAACUUCUCCGUGUUCUACUACGAGAUCCUGAACUCUCCUGAAAAGGCAUGCAAGCUGGCAAAAUCGGCGUUUGAAGAUGCUAUUACAGAACUAGACUCUUUGACUGAUGAUUCAUACAAAGACAGCACCUUGAUUAUGCAGUUACUACGGGACAAUUUAACUUUGUGGACCUCAGACAACCAGGGAGAGGAAGUGGAGCAGGCCGAAGGGGAGAACUAAACUCAUGUCACUUCCUGCCCCCUUUAUUCACUUUCACCUCCUGUCUGCCUAACUGCCCCACUGUUCUCCUGUUAGAUAUCACUGAUUCCCCAUCCCGUAGAUACCAGCAUCACCAGCAGCCUGUAUUUCAAUGCACCAGCAAACACUGAGAGAAGUCUGUCACCAGCAGUAGCUCUAACCUGUCAUGGUUACUGCACAUCUUGGUUUGGGUGGGUGGAUGUUACCUGGUGUGUAAGUUGAAAUUUCUCUUGGAUUUAAAUGUUAGCCUGUGAUAAUUUUGAAGAGAAAGUGUAGUGAAGAGACAAGUGUAGGGAUCACAUUCUUGGAGCACUUCAUGGUGAGAGACUCAUUGCUUUGUUAAAUUAAUUAAUCAGUCAGCCCUGUUAGGUAGAGAGCUUUUCUUCAUCUUCCUGUUCUGUGACUUUCCUCUGGUCAUUCCUCUAUUUUCCUGCAGGUAAGAUCCCAUUGUCAAGACUGUCCUGUGCAAUCUCCACCACUCCCCACCCCACCCCCACCACUUUGUCAGCAUGGCCUUGUGAACAGAUGGUAUCGCUGGCUUCCAUCAUUGCUUCAGUAAUUGUUCCUGCUCUGGGAAUUGGGUGCUAGUGGGGAGUCUUGACAGAUAAUUGAUAGUGUAAUAGUUGGUGGGCUUUCAGUUCGAGCCAGCCAGUUGGGACUACCUUCUGCACAAUCGAAAUGCUGAUGACCCCAGUGUUUGUUUGUAGUUUCAGUGUCCAUGUCCCUACCCCUCCCCACACUUCUGCACAAUCCGCUGUGGGCCACUGACUGCCUCCCAUGGGCGGUUCAGGUUUCAUAUCAGGGUGUGCUCGGUUACAUCAGCUGUCUGUUCCCUCUGCUCUGGGUUCCUUGUGCUUGCCCCCACCACCACCAUCUCCAUUUCCUGGCAUUCCAUGCAAUGGGGAUCAUUUCUGUUGUUGUUUCUCUCUGUCUUCCAUUCACAUCCAUCCAAUGUUAUAAUGUCUACUCACCUGUGGUAGUAACUGGUAACUUUGGUAACCAGCUGUAGCCUAUUUCUAGUCACUGUGCACACAUAUUCUUGGUAUUAAAGUAGUAUUUUUCUUCACUGAUGCAUCGGCCCUGACCUUUCCUGUAAAUUCUACCUUGAUGCUCUGAAGCUUUCUUUUCAUAGAGCUGGUGAGAAGGGUGGGGGUCAAUGUCAUCCAUUUAAUUUCUCAUUUACCCUCCCACCCCCAAAGUAAUGAUGUUUUCUAAAUUAGACCCAAGAACAGUCCUCGCAUCAACCUACACUGUUCACUUCCCUGGCACCAAGUAUCGAUAGCUAGGUUUCCGUCAGGAUUUACUGGAAAGGCUUGUCCUCAGCUGCACCCAGGGGCAUCAGCUGAGUGGCGUCACGGUUCUGUUAGAAUGCAUUCUUAUCUGCAUAGUUGGAAUGGAAAGGAGAGGGAACAGUCUGGGUGUGAAUGUACAACAGUAGUCAGUGUCGCAAAAUACACUUCUGACUUCUGUUCUGAUCACAUUUCACAGAUGCGCACCCCUCAUCUGAUUGUCAUUUUAGUCUGUUUGUCCACUGGAAAAAUGCACCAUGCACUGAAUUUAAAAAAAUACUAUUGAAAUUUCUUCUAGCCGACUUUUAGGUGAUCUCUGGUAGUGAAUUUGGAACGGCCCCUUGUCCAACAUCUGUUUAUCCUGCAGCUGCCCACCUGCUUGGUUUUUUACGGAUCAGUAUUCUGCCUCCAUUCACUUCUGUUGCUGUUGUAGCACACACGUGAUUGUGGAACAGUAGGACAAACAUAUUAAAAUUUGUUUUUGAUGUACAA
This is a messenger RNA of Mobula hypostoma (lesser devil ray), 2690 nucleotides long. RefSeq names its product 14-3-3 protein beta/alpha-1-like. Lineage: Eukaryota; Metazoa; Chordata; Chondrichthyes; Myliobatiformes; Myliobatidae. Gene Ontology annotation, biological process: intracellular protein localization; signal transduction. Bases 160 to 891 code for a protein of 243 amino acids. The record is from RefSeq and is a predicted model, not a curated record. Gene Ontology annotation, cellular component: cytoplasm. The transcript is spliced from 6 exons.